This is a messenger RNA of Parnassius apollo (apollo), 276 nucleotides long. The record is from the annotation of a GenBank genome assembly. Lineage: Eukaryota; Metazoa; Arthropoda; Insecta; Lepidoptera; Papilionidae.
AUGCACUGUUUCAUUGGAGUCAGAAUAAUAUUAAUCUAUACUGCUAAGCAGCGAAGUAAAUUUAACAGAAAUCAAACAGAUGUGCAGAUUGACGAAGGUGAUGUAAUAGGAACAAACUCUUUUAAGGAACUUUUCUUGAACGAUUUUUGGGGCACGCCUAUGUCUGAUGCAAGCAGCCUCUUGUCGACCAUUGACCACCCUUUCUUUUUGAGUGUGAGUGGACUAUUACGUGAACGAAAACACUUUCAAGGAGAGACUCCAGCUGUACUUUAUUAA